Saimiri boliviensis boliviensis (Bolivian squirrel monkey) is the source of this 2460-nucleotide messenger RNA. It is a transcript of the gene ERMN, whose product is annotated as ermin. Gene Ontology annotation, biological process: morphogenesis of a branching structure; regulation of cell shape; actin filament organization. Gene Ontology annotation, cellular component: myelin sheath; filopodium; internode region of axon. NCBI's taxonomy places the organism in Eukaryota, Metazoa, Chordata, Mammalia, Primates, Cebidae. The record is from RefSeq and is a predicted model, not a curated record. Gene Ontology annotation, molecular function: actin filament binding.
AUCAAAAGGGUGCCUUUAACUCUGCAAGGGGGCUGGCAAGAAACAAAGAAGGUGGUGAUUGGCUGGACUCUUGCUCAUGGCUCCUGACUAAUAGGACAAAUCCUCCUGCUUCUUUGCUCUAAGCUCUGUCUGGAUACCUUUAGGAAAAGAAUCUUAUUACGUACCAAAGUGAAUAAUUUGUACUCUUAGAGUAGCUGUUGGAACCGUAGGACUUGAAGGCAAGAGCAGGUGUAUUAUCGAGGAUCUACUCACUCAGUUUCCCUAACGCUCUCUCUCCAGAUCGGAUUUAACUGCACAUCAUGACAGAUGUUCCAGCUACAUUUACCCAGGCUGAGUGUAAUGGGGAUAAACCACCUGAAAAUGGUCAACAAGCAAUCACUAAAACCUGUGAAAAAUUGACUGAUGUGGACAGCCCCUUGCCACACUAUAGGGUAGAACCCAGUCUCGAAGUUGUACCCACUGAAGGAAAUCAGGAGGAAAGAGGAAAAUUACAAGGGAACAUGCUGCUCAACUCAUCCAUGGAGGAGAAAAUUCUAAAAGAAAAUCCAGAAAAGAAACUCUUUAUUGUUCAUAAGGCUAUCAAAGAUCUUUCUCUCCAAGAAACAAGUGCCGAUGAAAUGACAUUCAGAGAAGGGUGUCAGUGGGAGAGGAUUCCUCUGAGUGGCAGUAGUCAGGAAAUAAGAAGACAGAAGGAAAGGAUUGCUGAACAACGUCUCAAAGAGGAACAAGAUGAGGACAGGAAGAACAAAGCUCAUCAGGCAGCUGAAAUUGAAUGGCUGGGAUUUCGAAAACCUAGCCAAGCUGACAUGUUACAUUCUAAACAUGAUGAGGAGCAGAAGGCUUGGGAUGAAGAAAUUAAUAAUGAUGAUGAUGAUAAUGAUGUUGAUGAUGAAGAUGAAGUUCGAGUGAUAGAAUUUAAGAAAAAACAUGAAGAGGUUUCUCAAUUUAAAGAGGAAGGUGAUGCAAGUGAGGACUCCCCACUGAGCAGUGCCAGUUCCCAAGCCGUGACCCCUGAUGAGCAGCCAACCUUAGGAAAGAAGAGUGACAUCUCCAGAAAUGCUUAUUCCAGAUACAAUACAAUAUCCUAUCGGAAAAUCAGAAAGGGAAAUACCAAGCAAAGAAUUGAUGAAUUUGAGUCUAUGAUGCAUUUAUAAAGUAACUGGAACUGAGAAAAUCUCAUGCACACGAAAGGAAAAGCUAAUUCUGUUGUCCCAGUGUGCAUAUUUCUAUGCCUUAUUUGAGUUAUCACCUGAAAAGAGGUGGAAGUUGACUCUCUUUUUCACUGUAGAAUAAUGUGGAAAUAACCCUAGAUAAAAUUCAGUCUGAUAACCUCAAAUCAAAAAGCUUUAGAUUCAUUCUUGGGCAUUUGUCUUUUAAAACGUCACUAAUAUAGCACUACGUGAUAAGCACUAAGCAGUCAGUCCCCUGGGGUAAUAUGGCAUAAUUUGGCUAUAAAUGUAGCAAUGCUUGGAAAGGUAGUCAUCAAAUGAGACUAUUUGAGGGGACCAGUUGAAAUAAUUCUUAUAUUUCUUUCCGUGUCUUUUUUCUUGUACAUCGGAGUGACGGAAAGUCUGAUAUUAAAACCUCUCUUACAUUUAAACAUGGUUUUACGGACUUUGGCAAAUAAACCUUCCAAAAUUCUUUGCCUUUACCAUUAUCAUCAAACAAGAUUUCAAGUGACUUUCCUUGGCAUCAACAGAGAGAAAAUUCUAUCAGCCUCCUUCCUAGGUGUUACCAUUCACUGAAUCUUCUCACAGAGGGGGAUGAGCAAUUGUCAAUCAGGAGAAUUCUGUUUGCUAAAUGUUGCCUUUAUGCUUUCAAACUGAAUUAAACCCAUUGUGAGGUUAACAUGGGAGGGGCUAGAAGAUUGGUGGGCAGCAGACUAAAGAGUUAUGUUGGAUAGUUUUAUUUCUGUAGCUGAAAAUAAAAUCUUGUCUAGCACAGUUAAAGUCAUUAAAAAUAAAAAUGACAGCUUUAGCACAAUUUUAAGAAAAUGCCCCUCUCUAUUACCACAUUUUCUCUUAUUAACAGUAUCUCAGAAUAAUUUUCUUUCCUUAGAAACCUGAGACGACGCUAGUCAUAACUGUACUAGUUACUAUGAAAAUGGAAAUAAUUAUCUUAGAAUAUUUUCAAAGUAGAGUGUGAGCAUGUAUUUUUAGUGAGAGAGCUCUGAUAGUUGUUGGGAAUAUAUAAUUUACUGGACCUCAGCCCAAAUCAAGAUGCUUAAAAUUGUACUUGUGGAGCUUCACUCAAACCAAUGUGUCAAAUAACGUAUUGAAUAUUUAUGAAAAGAGAGACUAUAUUUAUAUUCUUAGAUAGUUGCUUCCACAAUUUUUCACUGCAUGCUUCCAUAUAUAUUACCCUGAACUUUCUAUCACCACAGAUAAAGUUUUUUUUUUUUUUUUUUUUUUUUUUUUUGCCCUGCAAAUAAAAAGACAAUUCCUUAUUGUCUGGAUGUAA